Messenger RNA from Sander lucioperca (pikeperch), 1676 nucleotides. Its product is annotated as zinc finger protein 771-like. Gene Ontology annotation, cellular component: nucleus. The coding region runs from base 191 to 1609 and encodes 472 amino acids. Lineage: Eukaryota; Metazoa; Chordata; Actinopteri; Perciformes; Percidae. The transcript has 4 exons. Gene Ontology annotation, biological process: regulation of transcription by RNA polymerase II; central nervous system development. Gene Ontology annotation, molecular function: RNA polymerase II cis-regulatory region sequence-specific DNA binding; DNA-binding transcription factor activity, RNA polymerase II-specific. The record is from RefSeq and is a predicted model, not a curated record.
UGUAGCGGAAGUUGUGUAUGUGUUUCCGAGUCUCAGCGAUGCUUUCCGACGGAACAUAGCUAGUUAGCAUAGAAUGUGUUUGUCGGUGUUAGCUGAGCGUAAAUAAGGAAUACGAAGUUUAAGUCUCCUUCGACUAUCUGAGGUAAAUGUCCAGAUUCCAGCAUCUGAUGAAGCAGCGGAGGGAAGCAGAAUGACAAAGCCCCGAAAAAAGCCGUGCCCCUCCUGUCGGGCCCCAAAUUCCCUCGGGAGGAUGACGUGUGUGGAGUGCGUCUGCCCACUACAAUUUAAUGAAGGCUUAAGAAAAAAACAAGCCAAGCUGAACCACUGUAGCUGGGCAUCCACUGUCAAGUCUCACAGGAACUCCAGCAGGAGCAUUAGGUCGGCCCAGCUAUCCGUUUUUAAACUCAGUGCCCUUGGCUGCUGCCCGAUUCUUUUCCUUGGGCGCCAGGGCCGCAACGGGGAGAUUUGCGGGGACAUAGUCCACCACAUCUCUCUGACUGAUGGGGUUGUCCAGGAGAUAGUGAAGGAAAUGAGGAGACUCUAUGAGCACCUCCUGAAAAGUUUACCUAUGGAUGUCCAGAAAGUGAUUGUUGGUGAAGAACAUCAUCAGGAGUGGAGCUCCAGUCUGGACCAGGAGGACACAAAGCCCCCCAACAUUAAAGAGGAACAGGAGGAACUCCGGAUCAAUCAGGAUGAAGAGCAGCUUCAAGGGCUGGAGGAGGCUGAUAUCACAAAGUUCUCAUUCACUCUGGUCCCUGUGAAGAGUGAAGAUGAUGAAGAGAAACCUCAGUUGUCACAGCUUCAUCAAAGACAAACUGUAGAGAUGAAAACAGAAGCUGAUGGAGAGGACAGUGGAGCACCAGAACCAGCCAUGAACUCGGAUCCAGGUUCUCAUUCAAAACCUGAUAAUAAGACUGGAGACUCUUCUGAACUUGAGACUGAUGACAGUGCUGAUUGGAAGGGGACCGGAGAACCUCAGUCCGGUUUAAACUCUCUGAAUGGUAACAAAGUCUGUGGCCGUGAUCUGAGAUGUAGUACUGGUGAGAGAAUGUGUGGGAACAGAGUUGGCUCCAGUGGACAUCUGAAUUCUCAUGCAGGAGAGAAACCAUUUAGCUGCUCCGUCUGUAAGAGAGGUUUUGUAAAAAGUGGACAUUUACAUAGACAUAUGAGAGUCCACACAGGAGAGAAACCAUUCAGCUGCUCAGUCUGUAAGAAAGCUUUUACAGGAAGUGGAAGUUUACAUAUACACAUGAGAAUCCACACAGGAGAGAAACCAUUCAGCUGCUCCGUCUGUAAGAAGUCUUUUAGAGCGAGUGGAAACUUACAGAGACACACCAGAAUCCACACAGGAGAGAAACCGUUCAGCUGUUCAGUCUGUAAACGAGCUUUUAUGGAGAGCGGUAAUCUCAAUAAACACAUGAGGAUCCACUCAGGAGAGAAACCAUUUAGCUGCUCAGUCUGUACGAAAGCUUUUAAAGAGAAAAGAAGUUUACAGAAACACACGAGAACCCACACAGGAGAGAGACCGUUCAGCCAUGUGGAUUGGAGAUCCAGUAUGGAAGAAGAGCAGAUAACCUCAGUCAGGUUGAAACCCUCUGAAAAUAAAUGAAUUAUUUAAAAGUGAUAUGAGAUGCAAUGCUCUGUGGGUCCUUUAACCCUUGUGUGGCAUUCGGGUC